AUGCAACUCACAAGCUACCUCGUCGUACUACCCAUGCUCGCGUCCCUCGCCGCAGCAGCGGCUGCCGCCGCCAGCCCGUCGUCAGGACAGCAGUGCUGGGCGGGCGCCGGGAUCCACAGCGCGUGCGAGGGCUUCACGUCAGGCUGCACGCCGGACGGCAUGAAGGUUGUAUGCCAGGGCCAGAGCAUGAUCUGGAACGAGAUGUGCCAAACGCCCGAGGGCGAUUACACGUGCCAUUAUGACGCAGACUGCAACGCGGCUUCGUUGACCGCGCGUGUUAGCAAGGGCAUUCAUUCAGGCACGCAUGCCAGAAUUAUUCCUGCCGCCAACAUUGACGCGGUGAAGUAUAACCCGGAUACGGCAGUGAAGUUACCGUAG
This is a messenger RNA of Neoarthrinium moseri, 378 nucleotides long. RefSeq lists its product as uncharacterized. NCBI's taxonomy places the organism in Eukaryota, Fungi, Ascomycota, Sordariomycetes, Amphisphaeriales, Apiosporaceae. The coding region runs from base 1 to 378 and encodes 125 amino acids. The transcript has 3 exons. The record is from RefSeq and is a predicted model, not a curated record.